AUGACAGCUUCACUAAUUUUAUUACCGGUAUUACUAAACAUACUCUAUCAACCAGCAGGAUCAUCUCUGCCUACCUUUUCCCCGGGAAACAAGCACCUCUGCGAGGGCUUUGGGUUUAACUGGGCUGCAGAGAUCAGGUGCCUACGAGAUAUAAUCAACGAUUGCGAAGAAGGAACACAAGAGAAGAGUAGAGGUGGACGAUCCCUACAACGGUCUGAAUUCCCAACAGACAACACUCCCCAAGCAGAUUACGGCAACCCAUACUCCUACCCACGUCCGUAUAGUCGAACAUACCAUCGCAACUCGAUAAGUCCUAUCAGACCGCCAGUUCCAAUGCCGAUUCCACAAAUUUCACAAGGAUGUAACUGUAAUCACGACAUUGAAGCAUUAGAGGCGAAGUUCGACAAAAAGUUAUAUGAAGUGAAGAUGCAUGCACAGUAUGAGACGGAGAAGGGGGUUGGAGACCUUCGAAAACAAUUUGAAACCGAUCUUAGAGAAUAUGAAAGGAUUACAACGAAGGAUAUCGUCGAGAUUAAGAGGCACCUCGACUAUUUGCAAGCACCUCGAAUAACAAAUAACGAUUUGGAGUACUUUUUUAUUCAGCGUGAAGAAAGUUGGUACACCGCAUCUGAGAAGUGCAUUGGAUAUGGUGCACACCUGGCAUCCAUCCACUCGCGACUUGAGCUCGGAUUUGUUCAGCGACUUGUGCCUGUAAAUCAAACUGCGUGGAUUGGAGUUAAUGAUAUACAGAAAGAAAAUGUAUUCAGGAAUUCUGACGGGACGCCUGUCGAUUUUUAUAAAUGGGGAAAAAAACAACCGGAUAACCAGGAACACAACGAGAAUUGUGUAGAAGUUGAUCACAGUGGGCAGUGGACCGAUAAACUAUGCAUUAUUACUAGGCCAUUUGUAUGCAAGAAAAAAAUUUAAUUGUUAUUUAUAUUACCAAAAAAAUUUAAAUGAUAAAAAUUCAGCCUG
Molecule: messenger RNA, 975 nt
Organism: Caenorhabditis elegans
Lineage: Eukaryota; Metazoa; Nematoda; Chromadorea; Rhabditida; Rhabditidae
Gene: clec-149
Product: C-type lectin domain-containing protein
Exons: 5
Coding region: 1-927 (308 amino acids)
Molecular function (GO): carbohydrate binding
Source: RefSeq, marked reviewed